This is a messenger RNA of Purpureocillium lilacinum, 213 nucleotides long. The record is from RefSeq and is a predicted model, not a curated record. Lineage: Eukaryota; Fungi; Ascomycota; Sordariomycetes; Hypocreales; Ophiocordycipitaceae.
AUGGCUUCAACUCUGUGCCAUUCCAAUAUUAUGCUGUGCCAUACCAGUACUGCGUCAAUUACGACGAGGUUCGCAUUGAGUGAGUCAUCUUGCCUGCGCCGCUGCGCUACAAUACGGGCAGAGAGCUGGCGGCAGCUCACUGCUCGGAGCUACGACUGGUAUUGCCCUCGACGUGAAUCGUCCUUGGUCGUCGGCUACCUCCUGACGGAUUAG